Clarias gariepinus (North African catfish) is the source of this 7562-nucleotide messenger RNA. RefSeq names its product EFR3 homolog A (S. cerevisiae) (gene efr3a). The coding region runs from base 186 to 2615 and encodes 809 amino acids. The record is from RefSeq and is a predicted model, not a curated record. The transcript has 24 exons. Gene Ontology annotation, biological process: protein localization to plasma membrane. NCBI's taxonomy places the organism in Eukaryota, Metazoa, Chordata, Actinopteri, Siluriformes, Clariidae. Gene Ontology annotation, cellular component: plasma membrane.
GUAACUCCAGCGUAAAACCGGAAGCGCUAAUCUCAAGGGAUUUUCUCCGCUCGUCCACAGCGUCCCAAGAUAAAUCCUCAGACCUUGUGGUGUGUGUGAGUGUGCUCGUUAAGGCGAGACAUUAAAAACAACUCUCCAGCUCCAAUUGCAGCGGGGCAGAGGAUCUGCGCUGUGUUUGCACCAGAAUGCCUGCGGGUGUGUGUGGAUGCUGUGGACGGUGCCGUCCCCGCUACAAACGCUUGGUGGAUAACAUUUUCCCCGAGGACCCAAAGGAUGGCUUGGUGAAGUCAGACAUGGAGAAGCUGACAUUCUUUGCUGUGUCAGCUCCAGAGAAGCUUGACCGUAUAGGAGAGUAUCUCGCAGAGCGCCUUAGCAGGGACGUGGUCCGACACCGCUAUGGGUAUGUGGUGAUUGCAAUGGAAGCACUGGAUCAGUUGCUGAUGGCAUGUCACUCUCAGAGCAUUAAACCCUUUGUGGAGAGUUUUUUGCACAUGGUGGCAAAGCUCCUGGAAUCCAAGGAACCAGACCUGCAAGUGUUGGGGACCAACUCUUUUGUGAAAUUUGCGAACAUCGAGGAGGACACACCUUCCUAUCAUCGACGUUAUGACUUCUUUGUGUCCCAAUUCAGCGCCAUGUGCCACUCCACACAUGAGGACUCGGAGACUCGUACCAGGAUCCGUGUAGCUGGUAUCAGAGGGCUGCAGGGUGUCGUAAGGAAGACAGUGAAUGAUGAAUUGCAGGCCAUCAUCUGGGAGCCUCAGCACAUGGACAAACUUAUUCCAUCCAUGCUUUUUAACAUGCAGGACAAUGAUGAUUUGGAUAGGGGUGGAGGAGAGGAGAACCCUGCGUCCCUGGCUGAGAGCUGCUUUCGGGAGUUGCUUGGUCGUGCUGCAUAUGGAAACAUGAACAACGCUGUUCGGCCCGUGCUAGUACAUUUAGAUAAUCAUCAUUUGUGGGAUCCAAAUGAGUUUGCCGUAUCCUGCUUCAGAAUCAUAAUGUACUCUAUACAGGCUCAGCAUUCUCAUCAUGUGAUCCAGCAGGUUCUGAACCACCUGGACAUGCAUAGUAAGAAUACGCCAAGGGUACGAGCAGGUAUCGUGCAGGUACUACUGGAGACUGUCGCCAUAGCGGCCAAGGGCUCAGUUGGCCCGACAGUGUUAGAGGUUUUUAACACCUUGCUCAAGCACCUCCGUAUGAGCGUCGAUUUCGAGCUGGGUGACAGUUCUCGCAGGAACUCUGGAACAAGUGUCUCUUCCAGUCGCGGCAAAGAGAACGAGGAGCGUAUCGUCCAGAAUGCCAUUAUUCAAACUAUUGGGUUCUUUGGAGGCAAUCUACCAGAUUAUCAGCGUGCUGAAGUUAUGAUGUUUAUUAUGGGGAAGGUUCCAGUAUAUGGGACACCUUGUCAUUCUCUGGACACUGUAAAAAUUGGGCCCCAGGGUACUAAGAGGAUUCAGACGAUGCUUCUCAGUUCUCUUAUUAUGGUGACGUCUGGUUUUAAGUGUAAAACGAUGAGUGCGGGUUUGCCGCCUACUUUCCUGGAGCCCCUCUGCUCCAUCUCUCUGAUGGAAGACAGUGAGCUGCGGCAGCUGGUCCUUGAGAUCCUACACAACAUCAUCGAUCGCCAUGACAACAGGGCCAAACUCCGUGGCAUCCGAAUAAUUCCCAAUGUUGCAGCUCUGAAAAUAAAGCGGGAGAAGAUCUCCAAACAAGAUGUAAUGUUUAUGAAAAAGCAUGGACAGCAGUUGUAUAGGCAUAUCUAUCUGGGCUGUAAGGAGGAGGACAACAUGCAGAAGAAUUUUGAGCUUCUCUUCACUGCACUUGCUCUGCUCACUAUAGAGCUAGCUAAUGAGGAUGUGAUCAUAGACCUUAUACGCCUCUCCCUCGCUCUGCAGGAUUUGGCUCUAGAUAAUGAGGAGAGCAUGCCUAUGUUUAUUCGCUGUGGUAUUAUGGCACUGAUUGCAGCCUACCUAAACUUCCUCAGCCAAAUGAUUGCAAACCCUGCCUUCUGCCAGCAUGUCAGCAAGGUGAUUGAGUUGAGAAAUAUGGAUGCUCCCUACUUGCUACCUGAACAUGUGUUUCGAGAGAAAUGUGUGCUACCUGCGGCUCUGGACCCUGAGGAUAGUGGCAUAUAUUUUCAGACAGCUGACCUCGCUGAUGCCCUUUCUGGACCAGGAUACAAUGCAGAAAGACUUUCCGUGCCAUACAUACCACAAGUUACAGAUGAAGACCGAUUGACUCGGAGAAAGAGUUUUGUGGACACUAUCUCUCUCCAGGUGGACAUCCUGUCCAACAGCCUUCCUGACCAGUCACAGUUAGCUGAGGAGAUUACCUACGAGACACUGAAGAAGGCAAUUGACACCACCGGUCUGGAGGAGCAGGAGAGAGAAAAGAGGCGUCAGGUGAUGGAGAAGUUCCAGAAAGCUCCAUUUGAGGAGAUUGCAGCCCACUGCGAGUCAAAGGCCAACAUGCUGCAUGAUCGUUUGGCUCAGAUCUUUGAAUUGACCAUACGCCCACCCCCGAGCCCCUCCGGGACAGUGACGGUGACUUCUGGCCACGCCCAGUACCAGUCUGUGCCCGUCUAUGAGAUGAAGUUUCCUGACCUCUGUGUCUACUAAGCCUGAAACUUACCUGUAUUAUAGUUUCUCACCUUUGACAUUUACAAAGCCACUCUUUAUUUUAGUUUCAUAGUUACAUCCAUGCACCUUUACAUGCUAAGCAUUCACCUUCAAGCAGACCAUCACUGUAAGAUUUAACCUGUCCCUCAAAAUUUUUUUUAAUCUAAUUCCAAGCACUAGUGUCACUUUGUUCUAACCAAACCUAAAUUCAGACCAAGAAAUCUGAUCUCAGCACUGCAGAUAUCUGCAUCCUGUAAUGCAAUAACCUGUUGUCCCAGUUACUUUCAGCAGCUAAUCUUUAUCAUUAUACACUAAUUUUAUAGAGUAUGAUGCUGUGUGUGUGUGUGUGUGUUCUGUGGUGUGUGUGUGUGUGUGUGUGUGUGUGUGUGUGUGUGUGUGUUCUGUGGUGUGUGUGUGUGUGAGAGAGAGAGAGAGCAUUAGCUGCAUUGGUCCAGAUCCAUUUGUCUAUCUGAAUCGCAGACUUGAAAAAAAAAAAAUGUUUACAUGACUUAUUUUUCUUAAAUGUGCUUGUGAGACUUGGUACUCCUGUACGGCACGAUGUUAGCAUGCAGGAAUCUCCUCUCUUUGAAUGUAUAACUGUUUGAGCCUCAGUAGAACAUGACUCUCGGGGGUAAAUGUUCAGCACAAUUCCUGUUCUUACCGCAAGUUGCUUUGACCACCUCCGAUUCAUCUGUGUGUGUAUAUGAACUGAUAUUAUGGAGUGAAAAACUUUGCGCAUUUGUUCAUUUGCCCAAAUUCGUUAAACUAUUGAGCCAACUCUUCAUUUCCACUUGAUAAGAGCUAUGAAACAUAGCCUGGGUAAAUGUUUGAAAUGUUCUGAAACAUAUCCAUCAAUAUUAUUUUAUAGGUACUGUACAUUGUAUAUUUUUUCCGUAGUGAAAGGGGAUUAGUAGCUUUUUUUUGGGUGAAGGUGCCCUUAAGAGUACAAACUAUAACAAUUACAAAUCCUCAAACACACACACGCACUAUCACUCGGACUUGCUAUUUAGAGCUUCUCAUCAAAUUCAGAGUUUGUGUAGAAUCAUUCCGAUGCAUUUGAACCAUCAAUUUAUUUGCACAUUUUUGCAGAUUGUAGAAAAAAAUGCUAAAAGCUUUUAGCUUUAAACUUUUAGAACAUUACACUCUUCUAUAUUCUUAUAGAAAUUCUUACACAUAUAAACAUUAGGAUAAAAAGUUCAAAGUACAAAACAAGCUACGUAUUCCUCUAGCUAAGCAAAUAAAUAAGAAUAGAAUGUUAAAGCUUCAGAUGUGACUGUUAAAAGCUUAAGUACUAUGCUGAAAUCUUAUGCUGUAAAGAUGUACGUAUGCCUCAACGGCUUUAAUCCACUGCUGUUAUUGCGCCUUUUUUUUAAGCUUUAAACCGAAUUUGUGGAGUCAGCAUUUAAUGCUUUCAGUGGUGUCCGAGUACUCUAAUAGAGAUCGUCUUAAAUCUUACUGUUUUGUUUAAUGAAUUUGCAAACGAGCCAUCUGUGUAAAUGAGCAGUGUUAUGAAAGCUGUUCUCAUACAAACUAAACUGUAAAUUAGCCAGGAAAGCUGUUGGCUGAAUGCAGAAGGAUUCAGGAUGGAUUUAGCAGUCGAACAUCAAAGUAUGUUCAGGAAGUGAUCACACAUUUUACCAUAUUCUAAUGAAUUAUGUUUGAAACAAUCGACAUUGUGAUCUUGCCCAUGAUUGGACAGAUUGAGGAAAAGAAUAGCCGAGUGAAAAAAAAAUCAGCAUGAAAAAUAAUUUAACUUUAUGACUGUAAGUUCACCAUUGGUUUGUUUGUGUGGUGUUUACAUGAAAGUGUGUUGCGUAGGAUUAUGGACAAGAUUUUUUUUAUAGUAAAUGGAGUCUUACUGUGACAUGAAUUGGAAUCAGUCCAAUUUUUGUUAAUGUCUUCAGGUAAAAUGUUCUGUGAGUCCCAUAUUCACACUUUUUUUUUUAAAUUAAACUUAAAUCUUUUAUACCAUAGUGCUGUUAAAUUCUCAAAUCUAGUUUUUCAUGAGGUGCUGAUGAAUGGGGGUAUAUUCAUGUUCUUAUUCUCUUAAGUUAUGCCUUCUAGAAAUAGCUCAGAGGACUUAAAUCAUCAAAGCCUAAUCUUGAUUUAGCCGUCUCCAGUGUAGUGACAAAUAUGUUCUCCUCCAUAAUAGAGUCUUAAGGAGUAAUUUAUACUUGUACAGGGAAGUUUAUACUUUCUUGUUAACAUAACAAGGGGUUUUCCUUAUUUUUGUCUCAUUUAGCAUUUUAAAGGUAAAACACUGAACUUUUCAUGGACAUUCAAUAAUAAUGAAUGAAUCAUAAUCUAACUAAUGGACUAGAAACUAAACUAGUUUAAUUUUAUAGGAGUUAAAACACUCAGGUCUUGAAGUUAUUGUUAAAAAGUAUAUUCUUUCAGUUUGUAUGAUUGUAUUUUGUAUAUAGUAAACAUUCACAAAUAUGUUCACAAAUAAAACUUUUGUGAAGUAUUAAGAACUAGAACACGAUAUUUAUAUUUCUAGAGUUUAUAUUUACAUGCACUGGUUUAGAUUUUGCAGAAUGGGACUGUGUGUAAUGCAUUUAUUCUUGCACAUUUUUAUAAAAAUCCUUCCUUCAGUAUAUUUGUAUAAGGCAGGGUUCAAAUUAUGAAUUAGGGAUUAUGGAUGGUGCAGAAUAAGAGAACACAUUUGGCAGGGUAAAAACACCCUUUGUUUCUCCAGAAAUAUUCCCCUGCUACACUAAUGCACUUAGACCAAUGUUUUACUAGUCCAACCUCAUACUUAUUACAAGGAGUUAUAUAGAGAACUAAAGGUAGUUUUUACUCUCAUAACUCUGUUUUGUUAUUGUACUUAAUCCAAAGUCUUGGUUUGACUUGAACACCCAUCCUAUUUAAGAAUUUAUUUUAAUAUUUUACUGAAGGUGUGCUAAAAAUAUUUAAAAAUGUAUGUGCACAGAAUUAGUAAUUACUUGAAACCUGCAUCUAGAAUGAUAGUGAUGCAUGAAGAGUGAAUAUGGGCUUCACAGAAAGUGGUGUGGGUUCAUAAUGGUUUAUGAUGGAGUAGUGACUCACUGGCCUUCUGUGUGUUGUGGUUCUGCAGAGCAUUUUUGUUUUCUCCCUUAUUUUAUACACAUUAAAAUAUACACAACACACACACACACACAGUUUACUGUAGUGAUCACAGUUUAAUUUUGUGCCUAUUUAUCAAUCUAUUAAUCAACAACUUGUAUUCCUCUGGAUGAUCUUUUACUUUACUCACCUUAGUGACACAUUAAGGUCACACACUUGAUUACUUGCUAAAUGUCAGGUGUGAAUAUUACAAUAUACUUAAAAAAUACAAGCAAAUUUGUCACAUUGCAAAUAAUAGGUCAGUAAUGAAAAAUGUGACAUUUUAUCUUCCGCUUGAUUUAAGGAGAAGAACAGGAAGAUUUUCAGUAGUGCAGGAGGUUAUAUAUUAUCCUUAUCAUGUACAGUAUGUAUGUACAUUGCUGUGCAAAAGAUUAAAUAAAUAGAUACUGUAUAAUUAAAUAAAUGGGAAUAAAUGUUUUACUGUGAAUGGCCUCUAAGUGAUACAAUAAAGAUACAAAACAGCCAACGUUUAAAUUGUAACACUCUCAGCAGCAACCUCAUUUCCCCUCCUGUCUGUUUCAACCACUCAGCAUCACCAGUUAAUAAUUUAUCCUGACAAUCUGUCAUCUGCUCCUGUUUCUCACUGGUUAAUUUCUUAGCUAAUAAGAAAUUAUCUCUGUACUGAUUUUUUUCCCUCAAAUGCAAACAAGGCAGAACACAAGCUUUAAAAGAAACCUGACAGCACAUAUCAUUUUGAUGUUUUAUUUCCUGCAUUUUUACCUUUCACACUAAAUUUCACUAUUUGACAUUUUCAGUUAGAAUGAUUAGAUAGAAUUGAAAACGCAAAGUAAUAAUCCACAUUAAUGAGAGCCACUAUACACAUGGGAAGGCCAAGUGUGUAAAAUGUGCGGUGUUAUGACUUGAUGCAUGUAGGAAGAUUCAUGAGGUGAAAGUGCAGGAGUGCCUCGAUCUGACUUUCCAGUUGAGUAAAUGAAGUGAUGCAUUGUCCUGGGCAGUCUUUGAAAGCCAACAGUCUUUCUUUGCAGGAAAAGGUGACCAAACAGCAAAUGAGCUUAUGACCGUUAGACAACUAUGACAUUUUUUGGCUAUUAUGCUGCAUUAGUCUUUCAUUCUGCUUAAUGGGCUAAUAGACAGAGACCUUUACUUACAGUAUACCCAGAUGUCUGUAUCCAUAUGUUUUAGUCUAAUGAGCUAUUUUGUAAAAUUAGUGCAAUAUAUUUUGUCUUAUUAGGAAAUGUGUAUUUUUAUGUGCUUUAAUAACAUAGCUGUGUCUGUGGGUGUGUAGAGGUUGACUCACACUUGCAUGCUGGUCUUUUAUAUUGGUAUAAUCAUUAGACAGUUGAGAGAAAGGGUAAAGAAAUCAUAUUCUUAUAAUUGCAGUGGCAAGAACAUUGCUGUUUUCUUGAGCAGUUGAGCCAACAGUGUAUUAUCAUACUUACUUUACUGGUACUUGAAUCGCCGCUUAGAUUUAAAUCGUCGUUUUGAGGCUGUGAUUGUAUGUGCACUUUUAUAUAUCGUUACAUGUAUCAAUGAGGUCUGGACAUCAUUGAACAAUUGGUUGGACAACUCUGUGUUUUUCCUGAUGGGUAAAUCUUAAAUGUUUAUUAUCCCGACCUCUGUGAAUGUGUGUGAAAGAAUGUGUGUGUAUACAUACACGCAAGUGAUGUGAUAAACAAUGCAGCCUUCAAUAUGUACAGUAAAAUCAUAAUCACCAGCUACUGUAUGUUGUAUACAUUUCAGUAUAAAUGUUUAUUCAGUAAUAAUAAUAAAAAAUGCUAUAAACUUUGCCAAAUUUCUGUCUAGCAUUGGUUGGGCAUUGGAUGCUCAACCUUUUUCUUGUGCACAAGAUCAAUAUCAAUAAAGAUUUUAUAUUUAAAGCAA